AUGGUCCGCCGUCGUGGCCCCUUCACCCUGCCGUCACCCUCAGUCUCGCUUUUUGCGAUCUUAACCCCUCUUUCCCUUGUAUCGACUUUUGAGGCGUCUCAAAAGCCCUUGUGUCCCCCUUUCCAUCCCUCCUCAUCCCCCAGCCCCCCCACCCCCCCACUUCCCAGGCCCCCCAGCCCCCCUGGAUAUUACUUCCGCCCUGGUUUCCGCAAUGGUGCGUCGUCGUGGCACAUCCACCUGCCGCCCGGCGGCUGGUGCUCCAGCCUCUCUGCGUGUGCGAAUCGCAGCACCACCUUCCUGGGGUCCUCUAAACCCGAGCGGCAGAAGGAUAGUCCUUAUAGUAACGCAUCAUACGCAUACUUGGGCAUAUUAAGCACCGGCCCUUAUGUCAACCGCGCCUUCCGCAACUGGAACCUCGUAGUGCCCAUCUAUUGCGACGGAGGGGGGUUUCAGGGCACGGCGGGAUGGGUCAAAGUGAACAACAGCUUCGGGAUUUACAUGGACGGGUGGAAUGGAGUCAAAGCGGUGCUGGCAGAUGUGAAGGAGUUAAGGGGAAUGCAGUCCGCCGAACGAGUGCUGCUGUCAGGGCAAUCAGCAGGAGCCCAGACGGUGCUGACGCUGUGUGAGCACAUGCGGGAGUAUGCUCCCAAUGCAAAGACCAUCAAAUGCCUCAUGGACUCUGGUUCAUUCACAGACUCGAACGAUCGCUAUGGGCAGCCUUUCUUUCAGAGAAUGGCGUCUGACAUUGUCGCUCUGCACAAGUUUACUGGCAGCACCAAGUGCGCGCAAG
Molecule: messenger RNA, 790 nt
Organism: Closterium sp. NIES-65
Lineage: Eukaryota; Viridiplantae; Streptophyta; Zygnematophyceae; Desmidiales; Closteriaceae
Source: the annotation of a GenBank genome assembly